Arachis stenosperma is the source of this 1315-nucleotide messenger RNA. RefSeq names its product fluoride export protein 1-like. Bases 352 to 747 code for a protein of 131 amino acids. The transcript is spliced from 3 exons. Gene Ontology annotation, molecular function: fluoride transmembrane transporter activity. Gene Ontology annotation, cellular component: membrane. The record is from RefSeq and is a predicted model, not a curated record. Gene Ontology annotation, biological process: fluoride transmembrane transport. NCBI's taxonomy places the organism in Eukaryota, Viridiplantae, Streptophyta, Magnoliopsida, Fabales, Fabaceae.
AUCACUUUGUUCUUUUUUCUUUCUGGGUUUCUCACCGAACCUUCGUAUCUCUUCUCUGUCUCCCUCUCUUCUCUUCACACUCUCUUCUCUCCAGUAAAGAAGACGAAGAAGCUUCCUCCACGGCACCCUGUCACCGCAGCAUUCGUCGGGCGCCUCACCCAGCCGAGGAGAAUGUUGUCGUGUCAGAGGGCGUCGCCGUCUUCCUGGUUCCAGAGAGCGUCGCCGUCUUCCUAAUUCAUUAUCACCGUCGUCAGCCUCUCUCUUCCGGAAUAUUAUGGGGGUGUGAGUGGUGCACUGGUGAAGGCUAAGUUCAAGAAUGGUGGAAGUUGUGCCGAGUUAUGGUUCGCUUGCAUGGUUGGACCUGUAGGCAUGUGGAUUCGAUGGUUCUUAGCUCGGUUCAACGAUCGUGGAUUAGGAAGGGCAGGGUUGUUUAAAUGGAUGCCAUUUGGAACUCUUAUUGCCAAUGUAUCAGCUGCUUGUGUAAUGGCUGCACUUUCCACCGUAAAGGAAGCAGUCAAUACCAAAGAUUGUGACACUAUUGUAAUCGGAACACAGUUAGGUCUCUUGGGGUGUUUGAGUACUGUCUCAACUUUUGUAGCUGAGUUCAAUGCAAUGAAAGAAAGCAAUCAUCUUUGGAGAGCCUAUGUGUAUGCCAUUAUCACAAUGUGUGCCUCAUUUGUCCUUGGAAUCUUGAUCUACUAUGUACCUGUUUGGGCAACGGGAUAUGAGUAUGACACUAGCACAUAACAAUUGGGGCAUAGCAGAAGUCAAUAUCUACUUUUGACCUUUGGACAGUGUGUUUGUUGGUGGAAAAGUCCAAGUUUGACCACAAGAUCCUUCUUAAUUUUAGAAGCAAUGAACUUUUUCUACAAGGAAGGACUCGAGUAUGGAGAAGUUGAGUGAUGCAAUUUACCACUUUUCUUUUAGGCUCAAUAAUUUCUAGAGAACUGUAUGCUGAUAGGACUUUGAUUAAUGUUUGAUCAGCUCUCAAAUUUUUAAUUAAUUUAGAUGAGCCAUAUCAUAAGGAGAAAAAAGAUGACAAGGAUACAUAUAUCAUUUCUGCAAAGGAAACUAUGGUCUAUGGCUAAAUGAGUCUCAAAGGUCUAACACAGUUGCUGCCAGAGAUGAUAAAUUUAUCAUUCGAAAGAAAAUAUGCUAUUGGAAAAUAGGAAAAGGGUGACAAGAAAUUGAAGCAUAUAUUGACAAACUUGCCAAUUAGUGAUGCUCUUAGAGCUAGAGUUACAAAACCUUGGCCUUGCUUAUCUUCAUAAGUGUACUUCUAAUUAAAGUAAUAGACAGUAAUAAAAGCAACAGU